Molecule: messenger RNA, 1356 nt
Organism: Diplodia corticola
Lineage: Eukaryota; Fungi; Ascomycota; Dothideomycetes; Botryosphaeriales; Botryosphaeriaceae
Product: salicylate hydroxylase
Exons: 2
Coding region: 1-1356 (451 amino acids)
Biological process (GO): secondary metabolite biosynthetic process
Molecular function (GO): FAD binding; monooxygenase activity
Source: RefSeq, a predicted model, not a curated record
AUGGACUCCAACAAGGACCUGCGCAUCGCCAUCGUCGGCUCCGGCAUGGGCGGCCUGGCCUGCGCCCUCGCCCUCGCCCGCAAGGGCUUCAAGCGCAUCGACGUCUACGAAAUCGCCUCGAACCUGGGCUUCGUCGGCGCCGGCAUCCAGCUGGCCCCCAACCUGGCCCGCAUCCUCGACCGCCUGGGCGUGUGGGCCGACAUCGAGGCCGAGGCCGUCGACCUGAAGGAGACCAGCAUCCGCCAGGGCUCCACCGACGCCGAGCUCGCCCACGUCGACCUCAACUACAUCCGCGACACGUACGGCUACCCGCACAUGGUCGGCCACCGCGCCUCGCUCGCCGGCUCGCUGUACGAAGGCUGCAAGCGCGAGAGCGACGCCAUCACCUUCCACUUCGGCACCGUCGUCAAGGAAGUGCUGUCGUGGGGCCCACAACCGCGCCUCCAAGCCCAGCCGCGCGACGGCGCCCCCUUCGAGAUCGAAGCCGACGUCGUCCUCGCCAGCGACGGCGUCAAGAGCGUCAUCCGCGACCAGAUGCUGCGCGAGCUCCGCAUCGACGCCUCCAUCGUCGACACGGGCCAAGCCGCGUACCGCAUCAUGCUCACCCGCGACGACAUGAAACACGACCCCGAACUCCUCCAGCUGCUCGACACGGAAGCCGUCACGCGCUGGAUCGGCGAAAAACGCCACAUCAUCGCGUACCCCGUGUCCGGCAAAAACAUCUACAACCUCUCCACCGUCCAGCCGGACAAGAACUUCGCCGACGCCCCCUCCAUCACCUACACGACGAAAGGGUCCAAGGCCGAGAUGCUCCGCGUCUUCGGCGACUUCUGCCCCAAGAUCGUGCGCAUGCUCGACCUCGUCCCCGAAGGCGAGGUCUGCGAGUGGAAGCUCCGCGUCCACGCCCCCCUGCCCACCUGGGUCCACGGCCAAGUCGCGCUCGUCGGCGACGCCUGCCACCCGACGCUGCCGCACCUGGCGCAGGGCGCGGCGCAGGCGAUCGAGGACGCGGCGGUCCUCGCGGAGGUGCUGAGUCGCGUGCCCGAUCGCGAGCCGGGCACGAUAGACAAGACGUUGCGCGUCUAUCAGGAGCUGCGCAAGGAGCGCGCGGAGACGCUGGUGGAGCUGGCGGCUGCGAGUGGGCGGGCGUUGCAUCUGGGCGAGGGCGCGGCAAAGGAGGAGCGCGACAAGCAGUUUGCGGCGCUGAAGGAGAAGAAGGGCGGCGCCGUGCCGGAUAAGUGGGCGGAUGCGGAUGUGCAGAAGAAGAUCUACGGGCACGAUUGCAUGCAGGUCGCGGCGGAGCGGUACGAGGCGUUGCUGCGGGGGAUGGGCCAGGAGAAUGGGGUCGCGGCGUAG